CCAACCGGUGCUGUCAUCUAGUCACGAAAUUUCGAAGCAACGAAAUCCCCUGUUCCACGUUGAUCUUGUUAGACCGGUUCGUGAAUAAAUAUUGCUGUUGAAUUUCCGAUUCACAAUCAAUUCAUUUUUUACGACAACGCAAUUAACUAGAUCGCGAUUACUCCGUUUGAAGUCUACGCCCGGUACCACCCAAGCAGGUCACUCGUGCCUCACGAGCAUCACGAGACCCGACUGAAUCGACAUUGUCACGUACAGUCAGGCUUCGGCGAACCACAGUGGAAUAAUGACAGAACGGUCGAGCGAGGAGCUGGCAUCUUCGGAUCUGGGCACUCACGAGUACUGGGAGAACGCGUACGCGCAGGAGCUCGACAACUUCCGCGACCACGGCGACGUGGGUGAGGUAUGGUUCGGCGCGGCCAACACGCGCAAGGUCGUACGAUGGAUCGCUACGAAAUUGGAUUUAAAUAAAGAGAGCGAUAAGAUAAUCGACGUAGGAUGCGGUAAUGCGAUGACUUUGGUGGAACUUGCGAAAGAAGGAUUCGCGAACUUGACUGGGGUGGAUUAUUCACAGAAAGGAGUAGAUCUGGCCCGCAUAGUGCUGAACGAUAACAACUUACCGAAUGUAAAGAUAGAGAUAUGCGAUAUACUCGAUAACACAUUACCGCAUGAUUUUAAAGUUGUCCAUGAUAAAGGCACUUACGACGCUAUUAGUUUAAAUCCAGAAGAUCCGAUGGCAAAGCGACAGAAAUAUAUAGAAAAUAUAUACCAUAUCCUUUUGCCAGGUGGAUAUUUUGUCUUAACAUCCUGUAACUGGACCAAAGAAGAAUUACUGAAACAUUUUGAGAGUCAUUUCGAAUUCGUGAAUCAACUUCCUACGGAUACGUUCCAGUUUGGUGGGCAGACGGGAAAUACUGUAACACAAAUGGUAUUUAGGAAAAAGUAACACUGAAGAAUUUUAUACCUAGCCAUCAAGAUAAAUAAAAUAAUUAUCUAAUUUGUAAA
This is a messenger RNA of Solenopsis invicta (red fire ant), 1002 nucleotides long. Its product is annotated as EEF1A lysine methyltransferase 2. The coding region runs from base 284 to 943 and encodes 219 amino acids. Gene Ontology annotation, cellular component: cytoplasm. Gene Ontology annotation, molecular function: protein-lysine N-methyltransferase activity. The transcript has 4 exons. NCBI's taxonomy places the organism in Eukaryota, Metazoa, Arthropoda, Insecta, Hymenoptera, Formicidae. The record is from RefSeq and is a predicted model, not a curated record. Gene Ontology annotation, biological process: peptidyl-lysine dimethylation; peptidyl-lysine monomethylation.